Selaginella moellendorffii is the source of this 2446-nucleotide messenger RNA. Its product is annotated as pentatricopeptide repeat-containing protein At4g02750-like. NCBI's taxonomy places the organism in Eukaryota, Viridiplantae, Streptophyta, Lycopodiopsida, Selaginellales, Selaginellaceae. Gene Ontology annotation, molecular function: protein binding. The transcript has 2 exons. Bases 456 to 1604 code for a protein of 382 amino acids. The record is from RefSeq and is a predicted model, not a curated record.
GAUGUCAAAGAUGACGAGACUCGUCGGACCACCCCUGGAGAUUGGAAUGUUGGAGAGUGAAAGCCGAUGUCACCCUCGUCUUCCAUGCGCUCCAACGUUCCAGUCGGGAAGAACAGCACCACGACCGUGAAGGAAGCGAUGAACAUCCUGGGAAGAGCGUAGAUCACCAAGAGCUCUCAAAGAUCACGGCGGGAGAGCUGAAAGGCGCAAGGAAUGCAACGUGCUGGCCACGGAUCCCAGCACGAACAAGUUUGGAAAUCCAUCCUCGAAUGUGGUGAAAGAAAAAAGAGAUCGAUUGCUCAAACCCACUUACAUCCAUCUGAGCUCGAUGGAAACUGUCUCGGCAGCGACCCUCCGUGCCACAUCCUCGUACUCGUUGCAAUAUGUCGAGGAGAUUAGUUCGAGAUUAGUUCCAGCACGGAGACCUCGCAGCCGCGCAGAGAUUUUUCGAUUGUAUGCCCGAAAAAACUAUAGUCUCGUGGAACGCGAUGGUCUCUGCGUAUGCCGCGAAGGGAGACACUAGCAUUGCGAAGCUUUUGUUUGGCAAGAUGCCCCAAUGGGACGUGGCUUCUUUCAACGCAAUGUUGACUGGGUUUGACCAAGAGGACUACGUUUUGGAAUUGCAAAGAUUUUUCAACGCUCUUCCGGAAGCCAAUUUUGUCUCUUGGACUAUCGUCUUAACAGCAUAUGCCCGCAUUGGGUAUCUUUUUGAGUGUAAGGCCCUCUUCGAUGCUAUGCCACAGAGAGAUAUAGUGGCAUAUAACGUAAUGCUCUCGGCAUUUUCCCAGCACAGUACUGGGAAAGAUUCCAAAGCCUUAUUUGAUACCAUGCCACAGUGGGAUAUGCUUUCCUGGACAUCACUUUUAAACGCAUAUAUCCAAGAAGGCAAUAUUGAUCGAGCCAAACGUACAUACGACACAAUGCCAAUGCAGGAUACAGUAUCAUGUACUGUUAUGCUCACGUUUCUCUCUACGUAUGGUGCCAUAGUCGAUGCUAGGGUGGUCUAUGAAUCUUUGCCAUGCAAGGAUUUAGUUUCACAAAACGCAAUGUUAGCGGCGUAUGCCUCAAAAGGGUACCUUGAAAAAGCUCGAUUUUUGUUUGACUCCAUGCCACAACAAGACCUUGUUUCUUGUACUAACAUGCUCAUUUCGUAUGCCCAAGUCGGUCAUCUUAACGACGCAAAACUUGUUUUCAUUUCCAUGCCGGAGCAUGACGUAGUAUCUCGGACCAUCAUGCUCAUCGCAUAUGCCUUGAAUGGGCAUGUUUUAGAAGCCAAGAAAGUGUUCGAUUUGAUGCUGGAGAGAGAUCUCACCGUGUGGAGCGUUAUGCUGGCUGCUUAUGCCUACACCGGCCACUCCUUUGAAGCCCGCCACCUUUUCCAAACCAUAAAUUUCAUUGAAGCAGCUGGUGAAUCCUGCUUUGCCCCCAUUUUGAUUUCCCUGGGACAUGUUGGUGGACUCGACGCCGUGCUUCGUGUCGUUGCAAGGGGACUUCGCGUUAAAGCCUACCAAGCAACACUACGCGUGCAUGGUAGACCUCAUUGCCAAGGCAGGGCAUCUGGAAGUUGCCGAGCUUCUCUUGGAAACCAUGCCGUUUGUGCCUGAUGCUGUAGAUUGGAUGUCCCUGACAAAAGGGAAUAGACGGCCUGGCAAAAGCGCGAAAGACAAAAACAACCAAAUGAGCCGCGACUACGAUCUGCAAGCUGAGAACGCGGCCAUGAAUGAGAAUGGUGGUGACGCCGAAUGGGAAUAGAUCAACUUUAAAUGCACCAGACAGGGAGCAGCCUCUCGCCGCGGCUUUCGUCCAGGAAAACUUGAUCACCCACCAUCGCUCAAGGUAAUUAUGAUUCCCGAUAUCCGCAAUUAGCGCUAAUCAAUCUCUUGGCCUGUCUGUCUCGUUCGUGCCGCGGCAGCACAGCAGCACAACGGCACAGCAGGCUUUUGUGCUCUUUUUCGGUUCGGUUUUUAAUAACGCAGAGAAGAGAAGAGCCAUGAACUUGCAGAUACUGCGGGGUUUAUAGCCUUUCUUUGAAAGCUUCACAUUCGAUCCAGAUUUAAUGCAGCGGACCUGUGCGUCAUCGCGCAAAAGCUAUACGAACUUUUCCAUCGCUGGAAAGCUUUUAGCUGCACUUCCCGAAAGAUUCACUCUUUCCUUGUUUCGCUGUGUACCACGCCAGGCGUCGCUCUACCUCGUGGCUACGAGUGCGUCCGUUCAAUCUGGCAAGAGCAUUGCUUUUCCUCUUUGGCCGACCCACGUUGAUAAGGCUGCAAACGCUCUGUCCAGUUUUUCGGUGGGCGUAAAGGAAUCUUCUGGUCAUGGCCGGUCAAAGUAAUAUGGUUGACCAGAUUGUGGAUGGUCAACGCCAUAUGCUCGCUAGUUAUAUAAUUAAUUGUACCGUACAAAUUGUAUGUCUCGCAGCUUGGUUUUGAUUGAUUUGAUUUCCAAA